UUAUGAUGCGAUAAACGAGGCGGCGCGUGAGAGCGGCGUUGUGUGCCUCCCCGCUGCGCCGCUGGAGCAGCUUCACCGGAGGAUGCUGCAUCCGCGGAUGCGCCGCCCGCACAGCGUCCGCGCCGCCGCCGCUCGCUUCUCACGGUCAUUAUUCUAACGCGUGACGGGGGACGACGAUGCGUGGACGGGGUUUCGGCGAGCGGAAAGGUUGAGUGGAGGUGUUAAAGGCGAGAAUCAUCCCAGUCUCCGUCCGCCUCGGUCGCAUCGAUGCAGGCUGGCGUUAGACGCGCAGGAGGGGAAACGCUCAGACUUCUCCUCGUCGAAUAAUUCAGGAGCCUCGGUUCAGCACCGGAUGACGCACGCUCUGCGUCCGCGCAUCGCGAGCUGAGGGCGCCCUGAAUCUGUGACACGCGCGGCGGUUCCUCAUCUGCACCCCCUCUCCUCACCCCCACCGGCCGCAUCACCGGCCGCAUCACCGGCCCCAUCACCGGCCCCAUCACCGGCCCCAUUACCGGCCCCAUCACCCGCCCCAUCACCGGCCGCAUCACCCGCCCCAUCACCGGCCGCAUCACCGGCCCCAUCACCGGACGCAUCACCGGCUCCAUCACCGGCUCCAUCACCCGCCCCAUCACCGGCCCCAUCACCCGCCCCAUCACCGGACGCAUCCCCAGUCGGAGCCAGGACACCGGUGCCUUUUUAAUGGCUGUGGUCUUCAGACGAUGGAAGGUUCUACUGGCGCUGAACCUGCUCGCUGUUGCUGGGUUCGUCACUUUCUGGGCCAGGUGCAACUCGCGCGUCUUCCAGUCCUCCGGUCCGGAGGCUUCAGCUGACGGGAAGAGGCCGCGGGCCAACGGGACCGGACAGGGGCUCGGCGCCAGUCAUGAGGUGCUGCUGAAGAGGCUCGGUUCGCUGGAGGACGUGGUGUACCGGCAGUUAAACGGUCUGUCCAAGUCCCUGGGCCUGGUGGAAGGCUUCGGCGGCCGCGGGAAAGGAGGCCUCGCCGCCACGCUGGCCACCGGCGAAGAGAAGGACGCCAAGGAGCUGAGGGACAAGUACGGCUACAACGCCUUCCUCAGCGACCGCAUCUCCCUGGACCGGACCAUCCCGGACUUCAGACCCAGCAAAUGCAAAACCAUCCCCUACUCCAGGGACCUGCCGCAGAUCUCCCUCAUCUUCAUCUUCGUCAACGAGGCUCUGUCGGUGAUCCUGCGCUCCAUCCACACGGCUGUCAAUCACACGCCGGCCCAUUUGCUCAAAGAGAUCAUUCUGGUGGACGACAACAGCGACGAUGAGCUGCUGAAGGCGCCGCUGGAGGAGUACGUGACCAAGCGCUACCCGGGCCUGGUGAAGAUAGUGAGGAACCCAAAGAGGGAGGGGCUGAUCCGAGCCAGGAUCGAGGGCUGGAAGGUGGCCACCGGCGAGGUGACGGGCUUCUUCGACGCCCACGUGGAGUUCACGCCUUCCUGGGCGGAGCCGGUGCUGGCCAGAAUCAAAGAGGACCACAAGAGGAUCAUCUUGCCCUCCAUCGACAACAUCAAGCACGAGACGUUCGAGGCCGAGCGCUACGAGAACUCCGGCCACGGCUACAACUGGGAGCUGUGGUGCAUGUACAUCAGUCCUCCCAAGCAGUGGUGGGACGACGGAGACACGUCCGCUCCCAUCAGGACUCCGGCCAUGAUCGGCUGCUCCUUCGUGGUCGACAGAGACUACUUUGGGAAGCUGGGCCUGUUCGACUCGGCCAUGGACGUGUACGGAGGGGAGAACAUCGAGCUGGGGAUCAAGGUGUGGAUGUGUGGGGGGAGCAUGGAGGUGCUGCCUUGCUCCAGGGUAGCUCACAUUGCGCGGACCAAGAAGCCGUACCACAGCAACAUAGCGGUCCACAUGCGGCGCAACGCUCUGCGCGUGGCGGAGGUCUGGAUGGAUGAGCACAAGUCCAGCGUGUACAUGGCCUGGAACCUGCCCAUGGAGAACCACGGCAUUGAUUUUGGAGACAUCUCCGAGAGGGCGGCGCUGAGGAAGAGUCUGCAGUGCAAGAGCUUCGACUGGUACCUCGACAACGUUUACCCGGAGAUGAGGAGGUACAACAACACGCUGUACUACGGCGAGAUCCGUAACACUAAAACCAGCCACUUGUGUGUGGAUCAGGGAGCAAAGGAGAACCACACGGCCAUCGCUCACCCCUGUCACGGCUGGGGUCCCCAGUUAGCGCGCUACACCAAAGAGGGCCAGCUGUUCCUGGGGCCCCUGGGCAGCACGGGGGAGGACACGCGCUGCAUGGUGGACGACCAGAUCAGCCGCCUUCCUCAGCUCCUCAACUGUGAUAAAGUGACCAGCGUCAAACAGAAGACGUGGACUUUCUCUCAGAACGACUCCAUCAUGAACCGGGCCUCAGGACGCUGUCUGGAGGUGGUGCCGGCUAAACUCUACUUCGGCCACCAGCUGGUCCUGCAGACCUGCUCCGGUCAGACCUGGACCAUCAAGAACACUGUGAAGCCGUAGGGCAGCGAGCGCUCGCUUCGACUGGGACGCCAUGAUGAGCCGCGCCUGACCCGGAUCAGCACAGGCUCAGCUGAUGAAGCACAGGCUUAAGACAUUCAAAGUGAUGUAACCUUCGCAUGGAGACGUGGUCUGAAUCGGACCUGUGGAUGUUUUGUUGCAUUAACUCAUGUUUGUGCUUUCUCUGUGGUUAUUUUAAGUCUGAUGGCUUUAGAUUCAGGAUGGUGAACAAACUUGUGUUCUGGAAUAAUGAAGUGUCUACAUCCUCAAUGCUUCUUUACUUAUUAUUUAAUUAAACUGGAAAAUUCAAUUUUCAGCAGUUUUACCCUGUAAAUAUUUAUAUGAAGGAAAAGGCAUAAAUGAACAUGACCUGGUGUAAAGGUGCCUAUUUUUCAGAGUAAUUGUACAUCUACAAACCUCAGAUCAUUAUCAGGGCCUACUGAGUUUUAUAUGAUGUGGAUGUUUUUUCUCCAAAGCAUUCUGUGGCACCAAAUGCAAUAGACCUUGUAGCAUGACUGAGUUGCGUGUGCACACGGGCCGUGCGUUGGUUGAGCUGUUUCAUGUUCCACGCCGAGUGCCAUAACGUCUGCAGACGGCCAAAAGUAACAAUGCACUUUUCAUGGACACAGAUGAAGGAAUGGAAACGUGCACAGAACAGCUGGACGGCCAGAAAUCCUAAUAAAUAUACAUAUGUAUGAUGUCACCGGGGUUUUUGCUACUAAGAUUGUCUUCCAAUAAACAACUCUGCUCCUGG
Betta splendens (Siamese fighting fish) is the source of this 3250-nucleotide messenger RNA. RefSeq names its product polypeptide N-acetylgalactosaminyltransferase 17 (gene galnt17). NCBI's taxonomy places the organism in Eukaryota, Metazoa, Chordata, Actinopteri, Anabantiformes, Osphronemidae. The coding region runs from base 700 to 2499 and encodes 599 amino acids. Gene Ontology annotation, cellular component: Golgi apparatus. The transcript is spliced from 12 exons. The record is from RefSeq and is a predicted model, not a curated record.